CAUCUCUGCGGGCCAAAGCUUGUCGCGGCAGAAGAGAUCCUCUAUUUCUGCUUUCCCUCCGUCCACCAUGGUGUAGCCUUGUCAUCUGUUUGGGGGCAACAGUAAAUACCGUCUAAUGAAAGCUCGUGUAUGUUCUGGUGGGGGGGAUUUGCCAUCCGAAACCGAUCGGCUCCGUUUGCACGCAAUAGGUAAUGAACGACGAGACAGAAUCGGAGAGCUGGAAGAGAAACUCCGGGAGCUCCAGUAUUGAGCAAAUGCUGGCUGUGAAUCCCGGAAAGACGCCUAUCAGUCUGCUGCAGGAGUAUGGAACGCGGAUAGGCAAAACCCCAGUGUACGACCUGCUGAAGGCUGAGGGACAGGCCCAUCAGCCCAACUUCACAUUCCGCGUCUCUGUUGGAGAGAUCAGCUGCACCGGCCAAGGGCCCAGCAAGAAAGCAGCCAAGCACAAAGCAGCUGAGGCUGCUCUGAAGAUGCUCAAGGGAGGCCUCGGAGGCCCAGCUGCAGUUGCUUUUGGAGAAGACGGUUUUACUGAAGUUGAUGUGUCUGUAGAUGGAGACAGCUGUCAGUCAGAGAUGAAGACGUCAAACAGUUCCCAGCAGUCUGAAUGUAAUCCUGUAGGGGCACUUCAGGAGUUGGUGGUGCAGAAAGGAUGGCGUCUGCCAGAGUACACAGUCACUCAGGAGUCUGGUCCAGCUCAUCGCAAAGAGUUCACAAUGACCUGCAGAGUCGAGAGAUUUGUAGAAAUUGGAAGCGGCACAUCUAAGAAGCUUGCCAAGAGAAAUGCAGCCGCCAAGAUGCUUUCACGGAUACACGAUGUGCCGGUGGAUCUGAGGAGCAGCAAUGAUGCCGAGGCAGAAGAGGACACGUUUAAUAUUCACAUGGGAAGCAGAGUGGAGCCGGGUAAAAGUAAAGGCUACAGCUGCACGUGGGAUUCUCUGCGUAACUCCGCUGGAGAGAAGAUUCUCCAGCUCCGCAGCCACCCUCUGGGCAUGCCCUCUGACUCAAACUUCUGCUCCCUGCUGAGUGACCUUUCUGCAGAGCAACGCUUCGACAUUAGCUACCUUGAUCUAGAGGAGCGCAGUCUCAGCGGCCUGUGUCAGUGUCUGGUAGAGCUGUCCACGCAGCCAAUCACAGUGUGCCAUGGCUUCGCUCGGAACGUAGACGCAGCGCGAGCUAACGCGGCCCACAAUGCACUGCAGUACCUGAAAAUCAUGGCAGGAGGGAAAUGACAGACCUGCUCUGUUUCUUUUCCACAGACUUGAACUUGCUGCAAUACAAUAUGCCAUCAAACAA
Girardinichthys multiradiatus is the source of this 1293-nucleotide messenger RNA. RefSeq names its product TAR (HIV) RNA binding protein 2 (gene tarbp2). The coding region runs from base 192 to 1229 and encodes 345 amino acids. The transcript is spliced from 7 exons. Gene Ontology annotation, biological process: regulation of viral transcription; regulation of siRNA processing; regulation of miRNA processing. Gene Ontology annotation, molecular function: pre-miRNA binding; siRNA binding; double-stranded RNA binding. Gene Ontology annotation, cellular component: RISC-loading complex. The record is from RefSeq and is a predicted model, not a curated record. Lineage: Eukaryota; Metazoa; Chordata; Actinopteri; Cyprinodontiformes; Goodeidae.